UAGACGGAGCUGCGCAGCCGACGCCAAACGAAAGUACACAAAAAAAGUUGGUAGCUGAUGGAAGAAGAAGAGGCAAAAGAAAUAGAUUCGAAUUAGAGAGGAACAUAAUCUAAAUCUAAGCGCAUUUCUUGUUCUGCAUUGCAAAAAAAACAAACAAGCAACAAAAAACAAUAACAACCACAACAACAAUAGUAAUAAGCAAUUGCAGCAGCAACAACAAACAACCAAGAACGCGACUCAGCAACGCUGUGGCAAGUUUGUUGUUUUCGUUUGUGUUUCGUUUUCGCGUGGCGCGUGUAAAUAAAACCAAGCGACACAUUUUUUUGCACAUUUUUUUUCGUGUGUUUUAACUGUACAACAAAAACAACAAGAGUUAUAUUAACAACAACAACAACAACAACAAUAUCAGGAGGAGUGGCUAAGCAAGAAAAAGAGGUGAAUUAAAGUGCGUGGACCAAACAAAAAUAUAAACAAAAGCCACAACCACAACAGAGACCUGCCCCCACAGCCAACAACAAUUUUUGGGCAUUAUUCAGCAGCAGGAAGAGCGCCGACAGCGCCGGACAAGCAUUGGAGACUCUGCUGCUUUCGUGCACGUUUCGUUUACGGAGUUAAUCAGCUUGAGCUGCAGCCUUUGAAGAACCCCAAUACGCUUAUAAUGAAAUACUGAGCCAAAAAAUAAACAAAAAAAUUCAUUUUUUGAGCGCAAUCUGCAAACGAACUCAGCGAAGACUUAAACACCAAUUAGUUUAAUAAAUGUCUAGGGACAACCAUGUGACCCGAAAACAAUCGCAUAUAUGCAAAUGAGACAUGUGCGUAACAUGUGUCUAAAUAGCCAAGAAGAAGAAGCAGCAGCAGCAGCAAUACAUAGAAACAUAACAUAAAAAGUUCAAUAGUCGGUUCCUACUUACACAUACUCGUAGACGUAUGUGUAGGAACGAUACAAUUUCCAUUACAAACCAUAACAGCAGCAGCAAGUGCAACAACAAAUUGUAAAUAAUGACAAAGAAAUACGAGUUCGAUUGGAUCAUACCCGUGCCGGAGGAGCUAACGACCGGCUGUGUCUUCGAUCGCUGGUUCGAGAACGAGAAGGAAACCAAAGAGAAUGACUUCGAGAAGGAUGCCUUAUUCAAGGUCGAUGAGUACGGGUUCUUUCUCUACUGGAAGAGCGAGGGCCGGGAUGGCGACGUCAUCGAGCUCUGUCAAGUGAGCGACAUUCGAGCGGGCGGCACACCAAAGGAUCCAAAGAUACUCGAUAAAGUGACCAAAAAGAAUGGCACCAAUAUUCCCGAACUGGACAAACGUUCGCUAACCAUAUGCUCGAAUACGGAUUAUAUCAAUAUAACAUAUCAUCAUGUUAUUUGUCCAGAUGCGGCGACAGCUAAGAUCUGGUUAGAUGGCAUACGAAAAAUUACACAUAAUGUCAAAGCGAACAAUAUCUGUCCCAUGAUGUGUCUGAGAAAACAUUGGAUGCGUUUGAGUUACUGCGUGGAGAAGAGCGGCAAGAUUCCUGUAAAGACGUUGGCCAAAACAUUUGCAUCUGGUAAAACCGAGAAGCUGGUCUACACCUGCAUCAAAGAUGCGGGUCUGCCCGAUGAUAAGAGUGGCACCAUGACGAAGGAACAAUUUACUUUCGAUAAGUUCUAUGCCCUCUACCACAAGGUGUGUCCCCGUAACGACAUCGAGGAGCUGUUCACAUCGAUCACCAAGGGCAAACAGGACUUCAUCAGCCUGGAACAGUUUGUGCAAUUCAUGAACGAAAAGCAGCGCGAUCCGCGCAUGAAUGAAAUUCUAUUUCCGCUCUACGAGGAGAAACGUUGCACGGAGAUUAUCAAUGACUAUGAAUUGGACGAGGAGAAAAAGAAGAACGUGCAAAUGUCUUUGGACGGCUUCAAACGUUAUCUCAUGUCCGAUGAGAACGCGCCAGUAUUUUUGGAUCGCCUAGACUUCUACAUGGAAAUGGAUCAGCCGUUGGCACAUUACUAUAUAAAUAGCUCGCAUAACACCUAUUUGUCGGGCCGACAGAUCGGCGGCAAGAGCUCGGUGGAGAUGUAUCGCCAAACACUACUAGCAGGCUGUCGCUGUGUGGAGCUCGACUGUUGGAAUGGAAAGGGCGAAGACGAGGAACCGAUCGUUACCCACGGUCACGCCUACUGCACUGAGAUCUUGUUCAAGGAUUGCAUACAAGCCAUAGCGGACUGCGCCUUCGUUUCGUCCGAGUACCCGGUUAUAUUGUCCUUUGAGAACCAUUGCAAUCGUGCCCAGCAAUACAAACUAGCGAAAUACUGUGAUGACUUCUUUGGUGAACUGCUGCUGAAGGAGCCGCUGUCCGAUCAUCCGCUCGAACCUGGUUUGCCACUCCCACCGCCGUGCAAGUUGAAGCGCAAGAUACUCAUCAAGAACAAACGCAUGAAGCCCGAGGUCGAGAAGGUCGAGCUGGACCUGUGGCUCAAAGGCGAGCUGAAGACCGACGAUGAUCCCGAGGAGGAUGCCAGUGCUGGCAAGCCACCGGAAGCUGCUGCAGCCCCGGCUCCGGUCCCCGAUGCUGCUGCCGCCGGCGCGGAUGCGGCUGCCGAGGGCGGUGGCGGUGCUGAGGCAGAAGCUGCUGCCGCCAACUACAGCGGUUCCACAACCAAUGUGCAUCCAUGGCUCUCAUCUAUGGUCAAUUAUGCGCAGCCCAUUAAGUUCCAGGGCUUCGACAAGGCAAUUGAGAAAAAUAUUGCCCACAACAUGUCCUCGUUUGCGGAAUCGGCGGGCAUGAACUAUCUGAAGCAAAGCUCCAUCGACUUUGUCAAUUACAACAAGCGCCAGAUGUCCCGCAUCUACCCGAAGGGCACACGCGCCGAUUCCUCCAACUAUAUGCCGCAGGUCUUCUGGAAUGCCGGCUGCCAGAUGGUGUCGCUGAACUUCCAGACAUCCGAUCUACCGAUGCAGCUCAACCAGGGCAAGUUCGAAUAUAAUGGCGGUUGCGGCUAUCUGCUGAAGCCCGACUUUAUGCGACGCGCCGACAAGGACUUCGAUCCGUUCGCCGAUGCCCCCGUGGAUGGUGUGAUUGCGGCCCAGUGUUCGGUGAAGGUAAUUGCCGGUCAAUUCUUGUCGGACAAGAAGGUCGGCACCUAUGUGGAGGUGGACAUGUUUGGUCUACCCUCGGACACGGUCAAGAAAGAGUUCCGCACCCGUCUGGUGCCGAACAACGGCCUGAAUCCGGUCUACAAUGAGGACGCCUUCGUCUUCCGCAAGGUGGUGUUGCCGGAUCUGGCAGUGUUGCGCUUCGGCGUCUAUGAGGAGAGCGGAAAAAUGAUUGGGCAACGCAUAUUGCCGCUGGACGGUUUACAGGCGGGCUACCGCCACGUCUCGCUCCGCACAGAAGCGAACUUCCCGAUGUCACUCCCCAUGUUGUUUGUCAACAUCGAGCUAAAGAUUUAUGUACCUGAUGGUUUUGAGGAUUUCAUGGCCAUGUUAUCGGAUCCGCGUGGCUUCGCUGGCGCGGCCAAGCAGCAAAACGAACAAAUGAAGGCGCUGGGCAUUGAGGAGCAGAGCGGUGGGGCCGCUCGCGAUGCUGGCAAGGCCAAGGAGGAGGAGAAGAAGGAGCCUCCACUUGUCUUCGAGCCGGUGACACUGGAGUCGCUGCGCCAGGAGAAGGGUUUCCAGAAGGUGGGCAAGAAACAGAUCAAGGAGCUGGACACGCUCCGCAAGAAGCACGCCAAGGAGCGUACAUCGGUGCAGAAGAUGCAGAACGCAGCCAUCGAUAAGCUGAUCAAGGGAAAGAGCAAAGACGAUAUUCGCAACGAUGCCAAUAUCAAGAACGCCAUCAACGAUCAGACCAAACAGUGGACCGACAUGAUUGCGCGCCAUCGCAAGGAGGAGUGGGACAUGUUGCGCCAGCACGUGCAGGACUCCCAGGACGCCAUGAAGGCGCUCAUGCUGACCGUACAGGCGGCGCAGAUCAAGCAGCUCGAGGACCGUCAUGCCAGAGAUAUAAAAGAACUUAAUGCCAAGCAGGCCAAAACAUCCGCGGAUACAGCCAAGGAGGUCCAGAAUGACAAGACGCUGAAAACUAAGAACGAGAAGGAUCGUCGCUUGCGCGAAAAGCGUCAGAACAAUGUCAAGCGUUUUAUGGAGGAGAAGAAGCAAAUCGGCGUAAAGCAGGGACGCGCCAUGGAGAAAUUGAAAUUGGCGCAUGCUAAGCAAGUCGAGGAAUUUAGUACCGACGUGCAAAAGCUAAUGGAUAUGUACAAAAUCGAGGAGGAGGCCUACAAAACCCAAGGAAAAACGGAAUUCUAUGCCUAAAGAAAUGCAUGAAAACUAAAACUAAACCCAAGCAGCACCCACGUUUAAAACGAUAGCUAAACAUAAACAUAAAUACAUUAAAUACAUUACAUACAUAUAU
Scaptodrosophila lebanonensis is the source of this 4390-nucleotide messenger RNA. It is a transcript of the gene norpA, whose product is annotated as 1-phosphatidylinositol 4,5-bisphosphate phosphodiesterase. Gene Ontology annotation, molecular function: phosphatidylinositol-4,5-bisphosphate phospholipase C activity; calcium ion binding. NCBI's taxonomy places the organism in Eukaryota, Metazoa, Arthropoda, Insecta, Diptera, Drosophilidae. The record is from RefSeq and is a predicted model, not a curated record. Gene Ontology annotation, biological process: lipid metabolic process; phosphatidylinositol-mediated signaling. The coding region runs from base 1000 to 4290 and encodes 1096 amino acids. The transcript has 15 exons.